Messenger RNA from Lodderomyces beijingensis, 1566 nucleotides. The record is from the annotation of a GenBank genome assembly. NCBI's taxonomy places the organism in Eukaryota, Fungi, Ascomycota, Pichiomycetes, Serinales, Debaryomycetaceae.
AUGUCCACGGUUGAUUACUCCGAUGAUUUUGAGAAUAACAACCCCUUUGCAGAACCAGCGGCCGGCGAAUCAAUACAAGCGAUUGAACAUGAGCAACAAGAGCAGCUAAUCCCAACCAUUUCUUCGCAAUCCGAUCAGGGCAGUGUCACUGCCGUGCACAACGAAGAUAUUUCGGAAUCCCCCUUGAGCCAGGAAGAGUUGAGGAAGUUGUUACCCGAGCGGUUUGUCAACAAAUACAGUCUACGCUUCAAAUUAGUAGACAUUGAAAGAAACAAGCCCGAGAAUCCCAUUCUACGGUUGGAGGCAACGGUGAAAGGUCUUCCCAAAUACAGGCAACAGGAGUAUAAGGAACUACGCCGCACUUACAACGAGGUGCUGAAAUUCAACAAAUACCUUUCAGUAUCAAACUUGGAGUCAUUUGUGCCCGUGAUUCCAAGUUCGAAAACGUCGUAUCCAACGGGCGGAGAAGAUGAAAAAAAACAAUUGAUGAAAGUGUGGCAGGAGUGGUUUGACAGGGUGACUAGCAACCCGAUUUUGGUAAGGGAUGACGAGUUUCACUACUUUAUUGAAAACGACUUUGGAUACAGCGUGAUCAAUAGCAACCGCAAGUCUUCUGUUGCCAGUGGGAUCAUGCGAAAGACAUUGAAGCAGUUUUCAAUUCCUCCUGAUCCAUUCGAAGAGUUGGCUUAUUUCAGACCUUUGGUCAAGAAUGCUUACCUUGUUUGCCAAAAACUACACAAGAUUAUCGAGCGGUGCUCAAGGAGCAAGAAACAGAUAUCGAUACAUGUUUAUGACAUGUCGAAUAAAUUGAACGUGCUAUCGGAGUUUGAAAACACUCACCCGGGGAUGAAAAACAUGUGGGAGAAGUUGGGCAAAGCGGUCCAGAUCCGGUCAGAUUUGCUCUUGGUGGAUUCCGUCAACGAUAUGGCGAUCUUGGGCGAUGGCAUCCAAAUACUAGUUGAGGAGUUUUACGAAGUCAAAGAAGCCUUGACCAACCGGUACUUGAUUAUGCGAGAACUCGCCCAGGCAGAAAUGCAAACCACAGCUAAACACAUCCAGGCUAACAAGAUCAAAAACAAAGUGUCCUUGGACCCAAUAAAAGUCGACGAAGCCUUGCGGUCUUUGGAAUACGCCAGCAAAGUUCAAAGCUCCCUCAAUUUGCAAGUCAAGAGAAUCUCUGGGGAGAUGAUGUACGAGAAGGAUGAAUUUAUCACAUUUGUCGAUAACAAGGUGAAAAGUCUUGUCCGAUCACUCACCCUCCACAAGAUAGAACACCACCGGAAAAUCUUAAAGACUUUUGAAAAGAUUAGAGUAGACGUUCGAAGCGUUGAUGCCAAAGGUGGUCUUUCGCGACUCAAUCGCGACAAUUUGUCCAACCUCAAGCACAAUUUGCUGCAGUCUCAAUCCUCCGCCGGUGAUACGUGGUCCUCAAGAAGCUUCCGAUCAUUGGAAAAGGAAGAGGAAGUGAAGAAAAAGAAACUGGGGAGAGACCCUCACGAGGGUUUAGAGGUGACUGCGGUGGAUCCAAAGAAAGCCGCGACGAUGCUAGGUGUGGCAACAUUCUAG